Gigantopelta aegis is the source of this 1584-nucleotide messenger RNA. Its product is annotated as ankyrin-1-like. Gene Ontology annotation, cellular component: synapse; membrane; axon initial segment. Lineage: Eukaryota; Metazoa; Mollusca; Gastropoda; Neomphalida; Peltospiridae. Bases 1 to 1584 code for a protein of 527 amino acids. Gene Ontology annotation, biological process: neuronal action potential; negative regulation of delayed rectifier potassium channel activity. The transcript is spliced from 3 exons. The record is from RefSeq and is a predicted model, not a curated record. Gene Ontology annotation, molecular function: transmembrane transporter binding.
AUGAAAUAUGACCCGAAGGUUUACGGUUUGGUGCGAAGCAACCUAGUCUGCGGUGAAGCGAUGAGCCCUUCUACCGACGCAGAAUCCAAGAAUAACGAACUCCGACAGUCUGAAGAAGAUCAAACCAGUGAUGAACCGGGAGAGCCAGACGAUGGUCGCUUUAGUAGAAGGACAUCGUUGUACAACUCAGAAACUCUUCAGCGACUUCUUGUUGACUGCAUAACUUAUAAAUCCACGAUUGAAGACAUUGAGGUGGUCAUCAAAUGUGGAGCCAAAAUCAACGAAUCCGUGAAGCGGGGACUCAAGCCUCUUCACCAUGCCGCGUAUGGUGAUUACGUCCCAUGUGUGCAGUUUCUUAUCGAGAAAGGCGCGGAUGUCAAUGCAACAGACGACAUCGGCUACACGCCCAUCCACCUGUGUGCCAGGAAAGGAAACGUCGCCUCGAUGAAAGUUCUUAUUCAACAUGGUGCAAUCGUAGACUUCUUCAACAGCGAAAAGGGCAUUGACGAGAACGCAAAGGCUCUUGGAUAUUUAACAAUAGAACCAUUAAAUUUAGCGCUCGAAAAUAACCACGUCGACUGUGUUCGUUUGCUGCUAGAAAAUGGCGCAAAACCAGAUCAUCUGUAUUUCAUGGGAUACGAGAUCAAUCUGGUUCCACUGGAACACUUAGAGUGUUUGGAGAUCCUGCUGAUGUACGGUGCUGACCCCAACGUUUUUAACCGGUGUGGAACCUCGCCUCUGAUGAAGGCCUGCAGACAGCAGAACAUCGACGCCUGCAGGAUGCUGUUGAAGUACGGAGCUCAGGUCAACCUCCAGUGUCCUUCUCUGUUUGAACAAAAGACUGCUCUACACUUCGCCAUCGACAAGGGCAACAUCGGCAUCAUCCAUAUGCUGCUGAGACAGGGUGCUAGUCCGUCGCGUCCUGACAGCUACAAGUUCGCGGCUCUUCACGCGGCCGUCUUGAAGGACAGACCAGACGUCUGCGAGAUGCUACUGAGGUGGAGAGCAGACGUGGAAGAGAAAACGGACGAGAACGCCACGGCGUUGAUGUUGGCCUGUGCCACGCCGAGUCUCAAGUUACAGAGGGACCUGAUCGAGCUGCUGCUCCAGCACGGCGCCGACCCCAACGCCCACUCCAACAUUCUGAGCUACUCGUCCCCAUGUCUGUCCCCACUCACGGAGUACCUGAAGAACAUAGCCGAGAAGGUGACGUACGAAAUAGCGCACGCUCUCAUCAAACACGGAGCAAGGGUUAACUUUAAAGGAUCCACAUCCAUAGCUAGGCUGAAGGAUCCUCAUGGCGUUCUUCAUUAUCUUCCAAAUGACAAGGUCAAGGACAGGGCAGACAUUUUUGAUUUGCUAGCAGAGGCCGGAAGCUCGUUUGAUGUGCAUGCGAUAAAAUAUGACUCUGGUUUGAACACCAGGGAGAGGUCAAUUCUGACGCAGUUAGCCUCGAAACCAUUGUCAGCCAGACAACUUGUCAGACUUUACAUCCGGGAACUGAUGAUUCCACGGGUGCCAGAUAGGGUGAACAGGUUGCCGUUACCUUCUGUUGUGAGGUCGGGCAUUCGAACCCACGAUUGA